Molecule: messenger RNA, 2865 nt
Organism: Lactuca saligna
Lineage: Eukaryota; Viridiplantae; Streptophyta; Magnoliopsida; Asterales; Asteraceae
Source: the annotation of a GenBank genome assembly
UUUUCUCAGUCGAAGUUGAGAUCGAUCAUGGCUGGUCCAUCUAAUGCAAAAGGAUCAACUUACAUUCAAGUAGAUGUUCAUUACGAUGGAAUGUUUUCCCCCAUUCCUCAUCUUAUAUACUACCUGAAUCAAAAAACGUCAAUUACAGAUGUCGAUUUUGGUGGAUUAAAUUUCAAGGAGUUCAUUCAUGUUCUUGAGGAUGUCACAAAGGGGAAGUGUCCUGUUGUCUACUACUGUCUUGGGCAUAAGUCAAUGCGUGAUGGGUUGACACCACUGAAAAACGAUGAUGACUACAGGAGGUUUCUUGAUGUUGCACAUGGUAACGAGGGAAAGAUUAAUGUAUAUAUUGAUCACUACAACGAUUCGGUGCUUGACUGGAUAGAGGAAGAAAAGGAAGAAAAAAAUGUUGAUAGUGAAAGCUCUGAUGAAGAUAAAGACUCGGUCAUGUCUGAUGCUCUAUCUGUUGAUCAUGAACCCGAUGAAGAGGUAAUACCAUUGACUAAAUCUGAUGAUCCCUUUCUUAACUAUAUUAGUGUUGUCCCUAGAGAUGAGUUUGUUGAUGAGGAUGAUGAUUCAGAUAAUGGAACCAAAGAAGCCCCAAUUUACCCUUAUCAUGACUCAACUCAGAAAUGGGAUACAAUGCAACCCAUCCUUGGUAUGAGGUUUUGUAACCCUCAAGAACUUAAACAGCUUGUCUCAAACUAUGCAGUAGCAAACGGUUUUAACCUUUGGUAUGAAAAAAAUGAUAAAACUAGGUUGUUAGUCAGGUGUUGUAAAACUAGUGAAGGAAAGGCAGCAUGUCCUUUUAGACUAUGGGCUACUUGGAUGAGCAGUGAAAAGUCAUUCCAAAUUAAGUCCUUACGUAAUGAGCAUAACUGUGCUAGAACCUUCAAGUUUGGGUCAGUUGUUACUUACUCAUGGAUAGGGAAACAUUUUGUUAAUGAUAUUUUAGAAAAUCCCAAAUUGAGUUGCAGGGAAAUGAGGGAUAAAGUUGGGGAAAUUUUCAAUGUGAAGGUUAGUGUUGGACAAUGCAGGAAUGCAAAGAAGUUUGCACUUAAUGAGAUCGAAGGCAGUUUGAACACACAUUAUGAAAAAUUAUGGAGUUAUGGAGCUGAGAUAUUAAGAGCUAAUCCAGGGUCAACAGUGAAAAUUGGGACGGAUACAAUGCCUGAUUCCACAAUUUAUUUUUCUAGGAUGUAUGUUUGUAUCAAAGGUGUAAAGGAUGGUUGGAUUGAAGGAUGCAGGAGGGUUAUAGGUGUAGAUGGUUGCUUUUUAAAAGGUAUUUGCAGAGGUGAGCUUCUUUCAGCUGUAGGUAGAGACGCUAACAACCAUAUUUACCCCAUUGCUUGGGCAGUAGUUGCAGUUGAGAACAAAGAAACUUGGAAGUGGUUUCUAAACUUACUACUUAAGGACAUUAACAUGGGAAAUGGGGCAGGAUUAACCUUACUUUCUGACCAACACAAGGGUCUUAUUGAGGCUGUUAAAGAAAGAGUACCAGAUGCUGAGCAUAGGCAAUGUGCUAGGCACGUCUAUGCUAAUUUCAAGAAAAAAUUUAAGGGUGCUGCAUAUAGGAAGCUGUUUUGGAGGGCUGCAAAGGCCACAACUGUGCAGAGGUUUGAAGGUUUAAUGAAAGAGAUUAGGGCGAUUGAUGUACAAGCAUAUGAUCACUUGAUGGAAAGAGAUCCAAAAUCCUGGUCUAGGGCUUUUUUUGUAUUGGACAGGUCUUGUGAUGCCAUUGAGAAUGGUAUUUGUGAAUCUUUUAAUGCUGCAAUUGUGCAUGCUAGGAAAAAGCCGAUUAUAACAAUGUUAGAGGAAAUUAGGAGGUUUGUGAUGGAUAGGAUGUAUUGUAAAAGAUUGAAGGGGCAGAAAUGGAAUCUAGCCAUAUGUCCAUCUAUUAGAAAGAAAAUAGUGGACAAGAGGAAACAUCUAAGGUAUUGGUAUGUAAUUCCCAGUGGAGUGCAACAAUUUGAGGUGAGGUCAGUACAUGAGGUUUAUGCUGUGUACUUGAACCAAAGAACAUGUGCAUGUAGAGGAUGGCAACUAAGCGGUAUACCAUGUAUACAUGCCAUGGCUGCUAUUAGUUAUCUAAAUGAGAAUGUGGAAGACUAUGUGGCAACUUGGUUCACAACAGAAAUGUUUGGAAAUUGCUAUAAGUAUACAAUUAAUCCUUUAAAUGGAAGUGAAAUGUGGCCAUCUUGGGAAGGUCAACCUAUGUUGCCCCCGAAACGUAAAAGAUUACCUGGCAGACCUAAAGUCAACAGGAAGAAGGCUGCUUCAGAAAAAGAAGGUCGUCAUACUAUUAGCAAGAAAGGGGCUAUUACAAAAUGCAGCAUCUGUAGAGAACCAGGACACAACAAAAUAACAUGUCCAUUGUCCAAAGAAGGACCAAGUACUAAAGCCAAAAAGAAGAAGGGUAAACAUGUUCCUGAUGUUGAGGAUGAGUCUGAAUUUGAGAUUGAAGAGAUGGAUGAAGUUGAAAAUGAGUAUGAAUCUGAGUCUGAAUCUGAGAUUGAAGAGCUGGCUGAAGAUGGUGAUGAACCUGAUCAGGGACAAGUUGAUGAACAAGUUGAACCUGCUGUUGAAGCUGUUGAAGCUGUUGAAGCUGUUGUUGAACCUGAUGAACAAGUUGAAGCUGUUGUUGAACCUGAUCAGGAACAAGUUCAUGAACCUGAUCAGGACCAAGUUCAUGGACCUGUUGUUGAGGAACCUGCUGCACAACCCGUUGUUGAAGUUGAACAAAGAGCACAACCAUUGAAGAGGAAAAGGAAAUACUCAGAGAGGAUCACUAAAGUGGCAUUAAGUAGGGUGGUCAACACCAAGGAUGGAUGUGGUUUAAGUGUGAAUAAACCUGUUACACUGGAAUGA